Messenger RNA from Chroicocephalus ridibundus (black-headed gull), 6789 nucleotides. RefSeq names its product nemo like kinase (gene NLK). Gene Ontology annotation, molecular function: MAP kinase activity; ATP binding. Bases 1505 to 3037 code for a protein of 510 amino acids. The transcript has 11 exons. The record is from RefSeq and is a predicted model, not a curated record. Gene Ontology annotation, cellular component: nucleus; cytoplasm. Gene Ontology annotation, biological process: protein phosphorylation; intracellular signal transduction. Lineage: Eukaryota; Metazoa; Chordata; Aves; Charadriiformes; Laridae.
UGGCAGGAGAGGUGAGGAAGGCGGGGCCACCCGAGGUGAGGGUUGUGUGAGGUGAGGGAAUCUCGCGGGGUCUCGCUGGCUCUGGGCGCGGAGGCGCGCGGUGAUUGGGCGGCUGGGGUCAAGGGGGCGGGACUGAGUCAGGGAGUCUCCGCAGCGGCCGAGUCCUAUGGGCCGGCCGCGCUGGGUCCCGCGCGGUGAUUGGGUGGGGGCGGCUCUCGCGGAGCCUGGUGGGCCGGGUCCGAUUGGCUGCGGGCGGGUGUCGGGCGCGCGCCCCGCAUGGGGGCGGGGGGGGGCCGGCGGGGGGAGGGCAGGCCGGGUGCGCGUGCCCGCUGUGCGCUCCGCGCUGGGGCUCCGUGAGGAGGUGAGUGGCGGCGGCGGCGGCGGGUCGGGCGGCCGAGGCGGCGGCGGCCGGGGGGCGGAGCGGCGCUGCGCGGCGGGGGCCUGAGAGCCCGCCGCCCCCACCCCUGCCCGCCGCAGGCAGGCGGCGGAGACCCCCCCCCCCUCCCCCCACCCGGCCCGCUCCUGCCCGCCCCGCCGCGGGGAGCAGCCGCCGGCGCCCCCCGAGAGGCGCUGCCCGCCGCCCGGCCGCCCGGCCCGGGCUGUCAGGGCGCCGCCGCCGCCCCCCGCGCCGCCGCCCCGCGCCCCCUCUUUAUCCCCCGGCCCGCGCUCGCCCCCGUCAGUCAUUUGUCACUUUCCCCGCUCCCAUCUCCCCUCCCCGCCCCGUCCCCGCCCGCCCCGCCGCCGGCUGCUGCCCUGCCCCGGCCCUUUCUCUUCCUCCAUCUAUUUUUAUCGUCUCCUCAUCCCCUCUUGCCCUCCCCCGCCCGAUCCUCGCCCUCCCCGCCCCCCCCCCCCCCCGGCUCCUCCCGUCCCUCCUCACUUUUUCUGGGUGCUUGCGUGUGUUUCAGGCCUUCAAGGAAAAGUUGCAAACUCCCAAGUUUUUUUGGUUUGUUUUUUUUUUUGUUUGUUUUUUUUUUUUUUUGUCUUUCCGUAUUUGAGGGAGCAGGUGCCUGGAAGGAGGGAGCUAUGUAGGAGGUGCCUGGGCGCUCAGGGAGGUUCGAGGGGGUAAAUGGAGAGGAUGUGGGAAUGGAAGGGGUAGACUUGUCAGUCCUCUCAGGGUAUUCCAGGGGAGAGACUCCAAACCCUCCUUCUGGAGGGAAGGGGGAUUGAUUGCUGUAUUCCUUUUUUAUAAACAAAACAAGACAAAAAAGUGAAGAAAAAAAAACCAAACAAAACCCAAUCCAGUUGCCCAAGGAUGGAGUUUCAGUAGCCAACCAGAGCUGGACUCUUGGGGGAAGAGGGUUCGUGCACACUGGCUCACGCACACAUGAAGCGAUUCUCCAAAUUGUUUGGCUUCGUGAAGAGAUAAGGCCAGUUGAGCUCAAUGUUUUUAAAGGUGGGCCGUGUAUGAUGAAACCCAACUUCUUUUAAAGUGUAGCAGAUUUCAUUUUUAUGGCCAAAUGACAGCUUGACCCAGUUGUUAUCCAAUCAAAGGGCAUUUUUUUGAAUGUCUCUUUGUGGCACGACAGCCAACGCAAAAAUGAUGGCGGCUUACAAUGGCGGUACGUCUGCAGCAGCAGCAGGUCACCACCACCACCAUCACCACCACCUUCCUCACCUCCCUCCUCCUCACCUCCAUCACCACCACCACCCUCAGCAUCACUUGCAUCCAGGCUCUGCCGCUGCGGUGCAUCCCGUACAGCAGCAUGCCUCUUCGGCAGCUGCGGCCGCGGCAGCGGCGGCCGCAGCGGCGGCAAUGUUAAACCCAGGGCAGCAGCAGCCAUAUUUCCCAUCACCGGCACCGGGCCAGGCCCCUGGACCAGCUGCAGCAGCCCCAGCUCAGGUACAAGCUGCAGCAGCUGCUGCAGUUAAAGCGCACCAUCAUCAGCACUCACAACAUCCACAACAGCAACUGGACAUUGAGCCGGACAGACCUAUUGGAUAUGGAGCCUUUGGUGUUGUCUGGUCAGUAACAGAUCCACGAGAUGGAAAGAGAGUUGCACUCAAAAAGAUGCCCAACGUCUUCCAAAAUUUGGUCUCUUGUAAAAGGGUCUUCCGGGAGUUGAAGAUGUUGUGUUUUUUUAAGCAUGACAAUGUACUCUCUGCCCUCGACAUACUCCAGCCUCCACACAUUGACUAUUUUGAAGAAAUAUAUGUUGUCACUGAAUUGAUGCAGAGUGACCUCCAUAAGAUUAUCGUCUCUCCUCAGCCACUCAGCUCGGAUCAUGUCAAAGUUUUUCUUUACCAGAUUUUAAGAGGUCUGAAAUAUCUACAUUCUGCUGGCAUUUUACAUCGAGACAUUAAACCAGGGAACCUACUUGUGAACAGCAACUGUGUUCUUAAGAUUUGUGAUUUUGGAUUGGCCAGGGUGGAAGAAUUAGAUGAAUCUCGUCACAUGACUCAGGAAGUUGUCACUCAGUAUUACCGAGCUCCAGAAAUCCUGAUGGGCAGCCGUCACUACAGCAAUGCUAUUGACAUCUGGUCUGUAGGCUGUAUCUUUGCAGAAUUACUUGGGCGAAGAAUAUUGUUUCAGGCACAGAGUCCCAUACAGCAGCUGGAUUUGAUCACAGACCUGCUGGGAACCCCGUCGCUGGAAGCAAUGAGGACGGCAUGUGAAGGCGCCAAGGCACAUAUACUCAGGGGUCCUCAUAAACAGCCAUCCCUCCCUGUCCUGUACACGCUCUCCAGUCAAGCUACACAUGAAGCAGUUCAUCUCCUUUGCAGAAUGUUGGUCUUUGAUCCAUCCAAAAGAAUAUCUGCUAAGGAUGCCUUAGCUCACCCAUAUCUUGACGAAGGGCGGUUGCGAUACCACACUUGUAUGUGUAAAUGUUGUUUCUCCACAUCUACUGGAAGAGUUUAUACAAGUGAUUUUGAACCCAUCACUAAUCCCAAAUUCGAUGACACUUUUGAAAAGAACCUCAGUUCUGUUCGGCAGGUGAAAGAAAUAAUUCAUCAGUUCAUUUUGGAACAGCAGAAAGGAAACAGAGUGCCUCUCUGCAUCAACCCGCAGUCUGCUGCUUUUAAGAGCUUUAUUAGGUAACUUUCCACGGUUGCUCAACCGUCCGAGAUGCCGCCAUCUCCUCUGGUUUGGGAGUGAAGUGGAGGAUAAUGUACUACUGAGAUGUAACGUAGCUUUCCACUGGAGUCUGGGAUUUGCAAUUCUGGAGGUUAAUCAUGCUUGUACUGUAAUUUUACUAAUGAAGUUUUAAAUUAACAACCACUACUUGUACAAUAUGAAUAAUAUUUAGAAAUGUACUAGACUUUUAAUCUUGUAAAGUGGUUGUGCUUUUAGAAGAAAAUAUUUUACCCAGAGUUGCACGUGUUUUAUGAAUUCUAGUGCAGCUGUGAUGGCUCAGCUCAGAACAAACAGAAUUGAACCAAAUUUGGGGAGGUUUUUUCUUUUUUUUUUUUUUUUUCCUUUUUUUUCUUUUUUUUUAUUGAAGUGAGAUUGUACAAAAAGAUAGACAUACAUUUUGAUAUUGAGCCAUUCCUGAAGAUUUUGGGUUUUCUAAAACUAAGGAAUACAGAAAACUUGACUGCGACCAAUCCUGAAGUCACGUCAGAUGCCGGCGACCACAGAAGUGGCCGCGACACCUGAUGGUCAAACCCUAUAAAUAGCUUCUCACUAGAGCUGUGAUGGUGAUGUGUGCUGUUCUCAAAUCAGAUGUUGUGAGUAGAGAGAAUGAGUUUGUGACUAGGAGAGACUAAACUUCUGUUUCCUUACCCGGUAUAAAUAUAUAUAUAUAUUUAAUCUAUUUUUAUUAGAAGUUUUUCUGCUCUUUCUUACAUAAAACCCCCCAGCAUGCAUCUUCUAUGUGUGUAAAUAAUUCCAUUUAUGGGCUAAUUUCAGAGGUCCCCGACAUCAUUGCUGUAUAGAGAGAAACUAGCUUGCACAUUUUAGGUCUGUGAAAUUUUGUGAGAACUUUUUCCUGCACUGGACAGUUGAGAGAAAAAAAAAAAAAAGAAAAGGAAAAAAAAAAAAGCACAUAGGGAAUUAUGUUAAUUGUGUUCGUGUCUUUAGGCGAAGCUGUGGAAGUCUUGAAAUGUCACAGUAGUAAAUAACUUUUAUUACUUUUUGGCUAAUUCUUUUUCUGUUGGAACACUGAAUUCUGUGCAUAUGUAUAUAUGAACACAAAUUGAAGGCCUCUACCUCCUGGAGUAUACAACUUGGUUUGUUUACCUCCACAUGAUUUUUUUUUUUUUUUUUUUAAGUUCAGUGUGGAGACUUGAAACUUGAAUGUCCCUUCCAACUUUUAUAUUUAAAACAAGACUAGAAAAUUGAAGACUGUUUUUCACCUGUACAAAGAAAUCCUAAAGGGUGGUCUUAAAAUUUGAGCAUUGGUCUGGAGGAAAACCGUGGUGUUUGUUAUGGACAAUUAACUGUUAAAGUUAUUGUAAGUUAUCUGUAUUUAGCAGAGUAUUUUCAACAAGAGUGAUCUGAGCUGAAAUUGGAGACUAUUAGUAAGUUAUGUUUGGAAGUUUUAACUUCAAUGAAGUAAUUAUUUGCUGUGAAAGAGACAAACAUUGAAUAACUGAACAAAGAUGGUGCAAUAUCUUUGUUUUUUAUGAGGCUCCUGAGAAUAAAACCAACUGAAGCAUUUCAAUUCACUUGAAUGAGAAACGUGUUUAAUUAAAAGAGCCCGAGAAGACACUGGUAUGAAAGGUAAAAUCUCAGAGGUUGGUCAGUUAAUGUGGCACACUUGCUGGUCACUUUGUAAAAUGUAGAUUUGAAGUACAGUGGUGAAAACAUUAAAUGUGACAUUUGAAAAAGAAGUGGUGGUGGUAUCGUUAUUUCCUGUCUCAUCUCCCACCUUCAUUUAAGAAUAAGUUGUUACAAUCUCGAUCGAGUACUGUCUGAAAGAAUAGAAGUAAAAAGAGUUUAUAACACCUUGGUUUGGGCGUGGUUUUGAUUUGUACGCCCACAUGCAGAAACACACACACAUAUAUACGUAUAGAUGCAUAUCUAUGCGCAUAUACAUGAAUUCUCAAACAAAAUAUUCACUUACUCCUUAAGCUUGAUCCUGGAUAAAGGCAAAACUUGCUGAUUAAAUCAAAACAAGCAAUUGAGUUGCACUUUACUGGGAGGUUGAAAGACAUCCGGGCAAGGAUGGAUUUUCCUUAAUUUGCAAAGUUCAUAUCGUUUUUUUCAGCACAAAGGCGGUCGUUGUUUUCUGUAGUCCUAAUGCAAAGAAUCCAACGGGCAGUGGCGUUGCGGAAUACGGCUGAAAACGCUCAUGUUUUAUGAGUGUGACCUUUUUAAAGAUCAAACAAAUUGAAAGAUACGGUUCAAGCCUCAGGAGAAAUAAACUGAUGGACCCUCGGAGCAGGUGCUCCCUUCCCAGGGCUGGCGCAGGUUCUGGCUCCUGUCCCUGCCUCUUCAGACCUCUUCCGAGAAGCCUCUGUGCUGCUGUGAGGGAAAUUUUAACGCGUUUUGGAGCCGGUGAUGGUGGUGUCGUUAUCGCUUCAUGGUUGCCUGUUGCUGACACCGUUGCCAUGAAUUCGCUGCUGUUUUUACUGACGCUGCUCGUUAGAUGCUCCGUCGGCGUAAGCCUGCGGUGCGACGGGCCCUUCGCUCAGGCAGGAACCCAGUGGUGCAGGCGGCAACGGAACCCUGGGCACCGGGAUGCUUUUUGGAGGGAGUUGCUAGAGGUCCAUGGGUUCAUCUCGUUCAUGAACACAGAAUAAAAUGUCUUUUGGACGUUCCCCUUUCAGGGUGUCUUCAUAUGAGUGUGGGCAAAGUAAAAAAGAGUGAGUAAUGACAAAUGGCACAAAUGCGUAACGAAAAUUGUGUGUGCAAAUGUAUGUAAAAACCUCGUACGGUCAUGUUUUCUGUAGCCUCCACUGCGUUUUACAUGUUUGAUGUAACUCAGUUCCAAUGGAAGUGAGACCUCUUAAGAGCCACCUUUGGCAAAGACGGUUCCGUGUGUGAAGUGGAUGCCCUGGUGCGCGCAAGGAGAGCGAGCUCCGCGCCAGCGCAGCGGGAGCUGGUUUCUGUCCCAGUGGGGUUAAACUCUGGCUUGCGGUUUUCAGAGUUGCAUUUUAAUCAGUUUAAAGCUUUGUUGAUACCAAUGUCAAACGAAUUACAGAUUGUAAUCAUAAGUUUUAAGCUCUCUAAAUACAGCUUCUGCAUCUCCUUUUAUUAAUUGUGCCUUGAGAAGAGUACAGAAGUAGUGAGUGCAAAGAAUAACUUCAAAAUUAUUCACAAAUUGUCAAAGGAACGUGCAACUAUUUGGAGGCCCGAUCUCGGUGUGUACAUCUUGAAGGUGAUGCAAAGGAGCUAAACAACGUCUGCUGGGGGAAAGUAGUUGCCAAACCCCCUUUCUGAUGUGCAGUGAAAUACCACUGACUGAUUCAAAUCAACUCACUUACGAAAGUCGGGAAGAGCUUUUCUCCUUCAGCCAGUUUAAUGUUGGCGUAUUUGGGACUUUGCGAUUUGAGCUGCUGGGAGCGUACGAAUGCUCGCCAGACCAAAGAGCUGGGCUUAAUAGUUACUGGGUCACAAGUUUUCUAAUCAUCUUUUUUACCCUGUAUUUGUUUUAGUAACGGAAUAUCUUGAGAUCCUUGAACUGUUUGUGCUUUGUAACUUUUAAAAAUGCUUCUGUCAAGCACAGAUUGAGCGGGAGUCCUGUUCACUGUACUUCUGUACCCCUGCUCAGGUAUGGCUGCUUUACAACUGUUUGUGACGUGGAUGGAGGGGGGAGACUGGGGUCCCAGCAGAUGAUGGCUAUAAAAUCUGCCUGUACCCCUGGGGCAGCUUCUGUGCUCAAUAAAGGAUGGCAUCAGCCCCGCGGA